Molecule: messenger RNA, 3345 nt
Organism: Blepharisma stoltei
Lineage: Eukaryota; Ciliophora; Heterotrichea; Heterotrichida; Blepharismidae
Source: the annotation of a GenBank genome assembly
AUGAAUCAGGACUUUGCUUUCAGAGUUGCAGAUUUACUAAACAAAACUUUCACCACAAAUAACAGUUCUGAGAGAAAAGCCGCUGAAGAAGAACUUGAGGCUUUGUCUAAAAAUGAAGGCGACUACUUACAAGCAUUGUUAAAUAUCAUUGCAUCAGACAACCCAAGUGUUUCUUUACAGAUCAAAAACUCAGCAGCUCUUAGUGUGAAAAAAUUAAUUAAACUGAAGGAUGAUGAAGGAAAAAUCAAGGAAAAUGCUCUAGCUGUUGCUCAACUUAUAUUUGCGGUGCUAAUAAGUCCAAAUAUUGAAAUCCAAAUCAGAGCGUCUUUAGGGUAUGCUCUAACUCCAAUUUUUAGUCAUGAAAACGAACUGCUUUUAUCUCAAAUGUUUCCUUAUGUGUUCACCGCUCUUGAUGGGCUAGAGUGCUCUGUUUUAGGCGCUUUCAGAGCCUUAAGAGCGAUCUUUAAUGAUGCUGUCCAUAUGCCUUCACUUAUUGUCUAUUAUAAGCAUCUGCUGGAACCAGUUUUGCUUAUUACAGAUAAAACUAUCCAAAAAUUAAAGCUGAAUAGUGAAAACAUAGCUUUGGCUGAUUUAAGUUUAAGUUUAAGAUUACUCUUCUAUAAGUCCAGAUUCUUGCAGAUUGACAGCUCUGAAUAACGAUAGGUAAUACCGGCCUAACCGUCGACUGUUCAUAUCCCCAAAUUCUCUAGGACCUUUUUAUCUACACACUAGCCUCAGCGUAUAUCACUUCUCUUUGAGCCAAAACCCUCAAGAUGCUGUUCUUUUGAGUUAGGCUGUAGGACCGUUGUUCUACUUUAACUGCCAUUUUAAAUUCUAUAUGCUUUGGCUGAUAUUUUGUGUGAAGUGUCUGGAUGGUUGACAAUUGCUAUUGAGCACUUUGAGAUCACAUCCAGGUCUGCAUUGGAAGAAAUAAAAGACAUGAACCUCCUCUAUCAAAUUUAUUACAACAUCCUCAGUUUUGUGCCUGCAGAUAACUCGUUAGGCCAAAAUACGCUUAUAAGCAUUGACCAAAAGCCUUUGCAUAUCAAGCUUAACCAUUCGAAAUCCCAGCUUCUGCAAGGCCUUAACCUUAUUUUGCAGUUUGCCGAAGAGAAAAAAAUAAAAGAGUUCUUAAUUGAAGAGCCUGAUUCCUAUUUAGUCCAAUUCUUGAAGCAAAUUGUAGAGCCACUCACUUUAUCCUUGCACACAAUUGUAAUGCGGCCUGACUAUGAAGCCAUAUUAGACGAUAACUAUAUAAAAGAGUAUUUUGUUGAGACCUUGGUCGUUCUUAGCAAGCUUGCAAAUGAAAACAAAUUUUUAUGGUUUUUUAUCCAAAAUUUUAAAGGAAUUAUCGUUGAAGUCUGUCUACCUCUAAUUAAAGCAUUCAGAGAAGACUAUGAGUCAAUUGACUUGUACCCUGAAGAGUUCGUUAACGCUUCUUUAGAAACAUGCGAAAGGCAAGAAUCCGACACUUUUAAGACCUCAGCAGUGGUACUUUUAGAGGCCUUAGCAGAAAGAGUUGAUGGAGCUUUGAGCUUUUUAGUGAGUUUUGCUUGCCAGGUUAUAAGCUGGACGCUAACUCAGGUAAAGCAUGAGACUUAUACGUAUUUAGAUGAAUUCCAGCAGAGCAAGAUAUUACAGUCUUCUGAUCAGCAGCGUGUAGAGGUUUGCUUAUUAAUGCUGGCUGCUUUAUCUAAUUAUGUGAUAUCAAGGAAAGAUUUAUUUACAACAGUAGAAGUAUUGAUUAAAGCACAUCUGGCUCCUUUGACUCAAGUUAAUUCUAAUAUAAUUCACCAAAGACUUUGCAUGGUCAUUCGGUACUAUUUAGGGUAUUUAUAUGAAAAAGACAGCGAAACUUUUAUGAAACUCAUUGAAAUUCUGCUUGGAUUCUGCAAUCCUACAAAUAAUCAUCAAAUAGUAUCAAUGCAAGGCUCAGAAGCUCUUUGCCAUAUAUUAGAAAGCGAAGAGACUAUGGGAAGACUUGAGCCUUUGUUUUCGCCUAUCCUGAGCUCGAUGAUUCUGCUUAUCCCUCACCAGAGGUCAAAAACUUUUUUUGAGUCUAUCCAAGAGAUCCUAUCCAGCAACACAGAAAUUGCUUUGCCUCAUUUAGGUACCUUAAUUCCUCUUUUGGUCCAAAAAAUCCAGAAUGAACUGCCAAGCUUGAAUGAGUCUGGGGAAGGUAAAAAGAAAAAGAAAACAAAUAUUAUUAUAAUUAAGUGCUGGAAUAUGAUAAGAUUUAUUGCAGACGUAAAAGAAACGACUGCUGAGCAAGUCCUUGAAAUUGAAAAGCAGCUGAUACCACUUUUUGAGUAUAUGAAAAAUCCUAAUGAUAUAGAAUUUGAUGAAGACAUUUAUUUAUUCGAAACUACUCUUAUGAGGAAAACCAAAUCUGUAAGUGAGGCUGGAUGGAUUCUCUUUAAUCUUUUAACUUUGGUUCAAGAGAAAUUUGACAACACCUUUAUUCAGCUUUUUGAGCCGAUUAAUUGCUACUUAGAAUUUGGGGCAGCUGCUUUUAUUGGAAAUCCUGAAUUGAUCGGGAAAUUGACAGAAAUGUGCAGAAAAUGCUUAUUCGCCAAAUAUAAAAAGAAAACAUCUGAGAGAGAAAAUAUGGAAGCAGCACUAAUAUAUCAGCAAUUAUUACAGUCUUUUCCACAAGUUUUAGAUGCCAUUUUACCUUCUAUUUUGAGUUCAAUAAUGGAGCGCCUAAACAGUCGUAUAAAAAAAGACUAUUUCAGAGUCAGACUUUUAGGAGUAAUUUUAGCUUCUUUUGACUAUAACUGUCAACUUUCCAUCUCAAUUCUUUCGAGUGCUAUGACUCCCAAUAAUGAUACAUGCUUGGAUAAUGCUUUAAAGCAAAUCCUUGCAUCUAUUAAUCACUUUAAAGAGCAAUAUGAUAAAAAAGUUGCUGUAAAAGGACUUUGCAACCUCUUAGUUCAGCAAGACCUUCCUCAAGGAAUGGCAAUUGGACACGAAAUGAUAUUCAAAAUGAUAAUACAAAUAUUAUCUGGAGCUGUGCCAGUUGAAGGAAGCAAAAUGGCUAUAGAAGGAGCUAAAAAAACAAAGAAGCAGAAAACAGAAGAGCAAGAAGCCAAUAUGAUUUUGAAGACAUUUUUAUCCCCCAUGAAUCAGUUUGAUGAGUAUCAUCACUUCAAAGAAACUAUUAAAUACAUUCAAACUGCAACUCCUUCCAAGAUUGAAGGGCUUAUAAGUAAUUUAGACCAAGCCCAAGCAGAAACAUUAAAAAAUAUAGUGAAGAAGCAAAGAGUCAGUAUCGCAGGCCGUCAAAUGCCGAUAUCAUCAAUUAGGUCAAUUCUUAAACCAAAAUACAAAGCAGCUCAUAAUUAA